Molecule: messenger RNA, 438 nt
Organism: Lactuca virosa
Lineage: Eukaryota; Viridiplantae; Streptophyta; Magnoliopsida; Asterales; Asteraceae
Source: the annotation of a GenBank genome assembly
AUGAACAUGAUUGAGUUGGAAAGAGAGAAAGGAGAAAAAGAGCUUUACAAACUCAAUGAUCUUCGGAAGAAAUUAGAGGCAGAAGAAGCAGAAGCCAAGAAUGAGAAACUAGUUCUUGUAACUCAUAAAUCAUUGUUUCCUACUUGGUCUCAUAAGCGUAUACAAAAAGAAGCCACUAAAGAUCCGAAUCUCUACUGGCUGGAGCCAACAAUCUCUUUCGACUUAAGUAUUGAUGUGGAAUUUAAGCUUGAUUUUCCCAUUACUCCAAGGGUAUUUCUCUUCAGGUGUUUUGAGAAGAUUGAGAAAUUUGUGAUCUAUGAUAGUGCAUUAAACCAAAAAUUCUUUUCAUUUUACUUGAAAUAUGCAAAACAACAAUAUGAGAUAUGGAACUUAAAAAGAAUCAUGGCAUUGAAUGUUGGAUUUUCGGUUCAGAUUUAA